GUGCGUAUGGCUCACCGGGCUACACGAGCUGAGGAGGCACGUCAAAAUAAAAGAGGGAGAAAAGUGGUCGGGAAAAGUAUUCAGCUCCACUCUCCUCGCGAAUUCCAUCAAUUUUCCCUGGACUGCCGUGAAAAAGUGUUAAUUAAUCUCAUUGAAUUACAAGAGGAAUCUCGAGUGAAUAGUUUUGCGUGCAGAAAAUGUUCACAAAUUGAGUGGAAUGUGCUGAAAAAUUGCCCUUUUUUACUUAACCUUUUUCUGACAUUGAAAAAAAGUGUCGCAACGCGUGAAAGGGGUUGCAGAAAAUUGAUGAAAAGUGCGUGAAAAGUGAAAAUAGCCGUGGUGUGACAACGUGGGGGAUCCGCCACAGACAUUCGCCAAAAUAGGUAAAAGUGAAAAGAUGGCCAAAGAUGAGGAGGAGGAUGACUUCUUGCCGGACAAAGAUGCCGCCAAGGGCUUCUAUGCCAAAUACGAACCGAAGGAGAUCCUGGGCAGAGGCAUCAGCUCGACAGUCAGGCGGUGCAUUGAGAAGGAGACUGGUCGGGAAUUUGCCGCCAAGAUCAUCGAUUUGGGUGCCGAAGGAGCCACAGAGGCGUCAGCUCAUCAAAUGUUGGACGCCACACGACAGGAAAUCUCCAUUUUGCGCCAAGUGAUGGGGCAUCCGUACAUCAUUGAACUGCAAGAUGUCUUUGAGUCGGAUGCCUUUAUCUUUUUGGUGUUUGAACUGUGCAAAAAUGGUGAACUCUUUGACUAUCUCACCUCCGUCGUGACACUGUCCGAGAAGAAGACGCGCUACAUUAUGAGACAAGUAUUUGAAGGAGUAGAAUAUAUUCAUGCUGCGAAUAUAGUGCAUAGGGACUUAAAGCCGGAAAAUAUUUUGCUGGAUGACAGUUUAAAUGUGAAAAUAACAGAUUUUGGCUUUGCCAAACAUCUCGAGCCUGGACAGAAACUCUUUGAUUUGUGCGGAACUCCUGGAUAUUUGGCUCCGGAGACGCUCAAAUGCAGCAUGUUUGAAGAUGCUGCGGGAUAUUCGAGAGAAGUUGAUGUUUGGGCGUGUGGAGUGAUAAUGUUUACACUCCUCGUGGGAUGUCCACCGUUCUGGCAUCGAAAGCAAAUGGUGAUGCUGAGGAAUAUUAUGGAGGGAAAGUACAGUUUUACAUCUCCUGAAUGGGCAGAUAUUUCAGAGGAUCCCAAAGAUUUGAUAAGAAAGUGUCUUGUGGUUGAUCCAGAAAAACGUAUUACAGUGCAAGAAGCUCUUCGGCAUCCGUUCUUCAAUACAGUUCUUUUUGAGCAAGACAUUGGAACACUUAAACGAAGUCUAUCGACCAAAUCAAGGAGAUUCAGUCGUAUCUCAGAAAUAGCACUGAAGAGGAGGCAGAGUUUAUUCAAUGCCAGAAAGAAGUUCCUUUAUGCAAUCCUCUGUGUACGGGCUGUUGUGCGUAUCAGACGAUUGAGAUUCACGGUAGAGCCGCUGAAAGUUGAGGAAGCCCUCAAGGAUCCUUACAGGGUUAAGGUGCUGAGAAAGGUGAUCGAUGGCUGUGCCUUCCGGGUUUAUGGUCAUUGGGUGAAGAAGGGCGAAGGCCAAAAUAGAGCUGCACUCUUUGAGAAUAUGCCACGUACAGAGCUGCAUACGCUCUAUAUCAAUAAUCUAAGUCGAUAGAAAAUACAAGAAAUGAAAGCAAGUUUAAUUUAGUUUGCAGCGAAUGAUUAAGAUAAGUCGUAAAGUGCUCAAAGAACACGAAUUGUCCCUCAAUAUUUGUAUCAAUUGGAAUAUCAACUCUCCCUAGCCAUUGAAACGAUAUUUUAGAGAGCAUUAAAUUGUCUUAUGUAAAAAAAAUAUUACAUAUUUAUUACAAAUUUUUACAUUUGAUGUUUUUGUUUUUAUUUAAAAAAAAACAUUUCACGUAUUGUCAAUAAAAACGACACUAAAGAAUUAGGAAUUCCUAGCAUUUAGUGUCCAUUUUGUUACUUUGAAAUUUUGGUCAGCAAACACGAAAUUUUAAUCGGUAAAAAAUCUUAAACCGAAAACUAACUGUCAAAGUCUGACAGCGUUAAAUUUAAAUCGAUUAAAAAAUAAAGAAAAAUCGUUUUUUGACAAAUGAAAAAAUUGAAGUAAAAAGUUCUGAGCCCUUUUGAGCUUUAUUUUCAAAAUUAAAUUCAUAUAAUCCUCUCGUUCAGUAAUAACUCUCCCGAUUUGAGAGCUCUCCCCGGUUGAGGUUUUUCCUUUACCGAUUCGAAGGUACACUACACAGAAAAAAAUGUGUAAAAUUCUACUACUAUAAUAGUGCAAAAUCGACCAUUUUAGUUGCUUAAUAUAAAAAUGUUUAAAAAGUACACAACAUUUUGGUAAUUUAUUGUCACGUAAUUAUUGUCAUAACAUUUUUUUAACAAUGUUUCGGGAUUUAAAACUGUUGAAAAAAUCUAAAAAUUACCACUAUUAUAGUAUGAUUAUAGUUUUUCACAUUAUUAUAGUGUGAAAAAAUACACAACUUUAUGGUAUUUUUUUUGUCUGUCAGUUGUUGAAUUUUUAAACAAAAGUUGUGUAAAAAUUAUUGAUUUUCCAUUUAAGACUUAUACUUCAGUCGAGAUGUUUUUCAUUGGGCAAAAGUCAUAUAGAACAUCAAAUAUUUAUAUGCAUAAUAAGUAGAACGUGAAGAUCCGAGCAUCAGAUGUAAUCAUUCAUCAUUACGGGGAGAUCCCGAGUACAGGAAGAAACAUUAUAAAUGUCUAAAAAGGCAAAAUAUCAAAAUCUUCGAAAUGAAAUGAAAAUUCAACAUAAACAGAAUUCAACAAUUUUUGAGUUUACACAUAAAAAUUCAACAAUUCCGAAUUCAACAUCUUGAAAUUCAACAACUUUAAAUUAAACAAUUUUAAAUUAAAAACUUUUUUUUAAAUUUAACACUAUUAAUAGUAGUGUGGAAGAUUACACACUAUAAUAGUGUUAAUUUCUUUUACUGUGUAUAUCAGAAGGAACUUGCCUAAAACCCCGUUGGAAGUUCGAAAAUUUAAAUCGACGAGUUGAACAAAAGUGAAAGAGUUCAUGAAAGGACAGUUAUUUUAAUGAAAUUGCAAUACAAACGAUCUGCCAUUCUGAAAUUCUACAAAACUACGAAAACUCACUUUUUGCAACAAACGUUUACACAUUGUUUCUGACGUUUUUGACAAAUGAAGUGUCAAAACGUCAAAGUGUGUGAAGUGUCAAAAAUGUCAAAGUGUGUUCGAUUUUCGAAUAAGUUUGGCUUGGCUUUGGAGUGACUUUGUCCUCUUCGGAAGGUUAUUACUGUCCACAAUGAAUUAGGAUCGUUAAGACAUCAAAUACGCGCCAUUUUGUUCGAUAACUUUCGUCUAUUUUAAUAAAUAUUUUAUAAUUCCUCGUUUGAAGAAGUCAUCAUCCCUAUUGGUAAAAAACAUGACUAGACCAUUUUCACAAGCCUUACUUGAGGGCAGUUUUGUGCCAUCAAGAAAAUUUUGCAAAUGCUUGUAAAGGUGAUAAUCAUUUGGUGCCAGGUCUGGACCGACUACGACGAUCACCAAAAGGUUUCAGAGCUUCUGGAACGUUGAAUUCCUACCUUGGUCGAUCAUCUCAGUUCAAUUUUCAGUUUGUUCUUAAUUUUGAUGAGCUAAAAUGAAAUUUUGAUCAGCAAAAGAUCUUAAACCAAAACUCAUUUCUCUUAAUCAGUGUAAAACUACCGCUAUAUUUUUCUGAAAUUCGUUUUCUGUCAAUGUCAAAAUUGUCUUAUAAUUUUUACCAAAGGUCUAAAUGUUUAUUUUUCAAUAUUUUACAGAUCCAAUUUAAUUAUUUUACUGUUUAUAUUCAUUUAAGCUGUGCAAAAAUUGCAUUCUUUUAAUUAAUUUUACUUCCAAAUCUGAAAAAAAAAACAAAUUAAAAAAAAGUAUAAAAACUUAUAAGAAAAAUAUUAUACAUCUUAACCGUGAUUACCCUGCCUCUAACGGCAAUUAGGAGAACUCUGAUUGUUCUGAGAUGCUUCACAGUAUACGAUCACAUUACUUAAUACAAAAAUAAUCCCGGAAAUUAAAUUAUUAUUAUUAUUUUUUAUUUAUAGCAUUCAAAAUUUUUAAAUUUUCUUAUUAAACAAUUUUGAGGAAUACGUCGAUCAUUUCCAUGAACAUUGUUCUAAGUUUAAAUAAAUAAUAAUAAAAUAUAAAUAGAAAAAUUAUUUGUAGGAAUGUUCAAUUAACACGAAAUUGUACCAGUUAGUGCUUAAUGAGGGUUUAAAUUUAAAAUAUCUCACUUAACUUUGAAUACUAUUCUUGGGGAUGAUCGGUAAUUUUUUAACGACAAUUUAAUGCUCUAAAAAAGUAACUUUUAAAUGCAAGUUAUUCGAUAUUACUCAUUUAAAAAAGAAAAUGGCAGGAAGAGUUAAAUGAAAAAGAGACUGAGAAAAUUGUUAAAAGAGGGAAGCCAGGAAAGUGGAGGGAUGUUCGGACCCUAACAUAAACAUCUCAUAAUGUUUUUAUGAAAUAUUUAUAGGUCACUAUCAGUAAUUUAUUUAAAACAAAAAGCCAAGAUUAAAAGACAGAAGAAGCGAAAAUAUCUUCUUAUUGUGCUAAAAUACUUAAAACAAAAUCAUUGUCAUGUUUGUUUUUUUGUGUGUUUUCCUUUCUCAUUCAGUCAAACAUUUUCAUUCGAAUUUCCCCUAAUUAAGAAAAAAAUUAACUUGAAGCCAAAAAUAACAGCGAAAAUUAAUCUUUUCAAGUCAUAUUUAUGGAAUUUAUAUGCAAUUUUUAUUUUAAUUCCCAGUUUUAAGAAUUACAUUUAUCAGUGUCUUAAGUCUGAAAUGUAUUUUUCUUAACAAAAAAAAAAACAGGAUCAGAAAGAAUUAUAAUGAUCUUAGUUUAAUGUAUUUGCCCCAGUUUUCAAUUAUUUACCUCCUUUUUAUUUUAUUUUAUUUUUUUGUAUGUGUAGAGAGCAAGGAAGCGUUUUUAUCAUUAAAGUGAAUUUUCAUUGUUA
This is a messenger RNA of Phlebotomus papatasi, 4969 nucleotides long. RefSeq names its product phosphorylase b kinase gamma catalytic chain, liver/testis isoform (gene PhKgamma). Gene Ontology annotation, cellular component: phosphorylase kinase complex. Gene Ontology annotation, biological process: glycogen biosynthetic process; protein phosphorylation. NCBI's taxonomy places the organism in Eukaryota, Metazoa, Arthropoda, Insecta, Diptera, Psychodidae. The transcript has 8 exons. Gene Ontology annotation, molecular function: phosphorylase kinase activity; ATP binding; calmodulin binding. The record is from RefSeq and is a predicted model, not a curated record. Bases 398 to 1657 code for a protein of 419 amino acids.